UUCAGGGGUAAACGAGAGUCAAGAAGAUGGCUGACACAGAGCAAACAAGUGCCCCUCCCCCUCAAUUAGGGCCAGUGGUGAGUAAUCAUGCACUUCUACUUCAUCAAGAUCAUAGAUUGUACUUGUUAGGCAGGAUGUAUACUCCAUAGUGGAGAAGCUCUGUGACUUCACCACACAUUUCACUGCAUAACGUAGGUUGUAACUUUACGCACUCUCCAGUGAUGUUACCUGUCUCCUGAGUGGCGCAGUGGUCUAAGGCACUGCAUCACAGUGCUAACUGUGCCACUAGAGAUCCUGGGUCGAAUCCAGGCUCUGUCGCAGCCGGCCGUGACCGGGAGACUCAUGGGCGGCGCACAAUUGGCCCAGUGUCGUCCAGGGUAGGGGAGGGAAUGGCCGGCAGGGAUGUAGCUCAGUUGAUAGAGCAUGGCGUUUGCAACACCAGGGUUGUGGGUUCGAUUCCCACGGGGAGCCAGUAUAAAAAAAAAUAUGUAUUCACUAACUGUAAGUCGCUCUGGAUAAGAGCGUCUGCUAAAUGACUAAAAUGUAAAUGUAAAUGUUACAAUGAACGUUUGGAGUAUAAACCCAGCGUAAAGCCUAUUUUUUUACAUUGUGCAAGUACUCAACACAAGGACACUUAUCUACACUAAUCGGCUGUCCUGCGAAGUUGCAUUACAAAAACAUGCAAAAGUGUGGAGCCCCAAAUUUGUAGUGCAAUGCAAGUAGGCAGGGAAAACAUUUUUGUGUAGGUAAUUGCAUCCUUGCAGUAAGGUAGACAUUAGUUUUUUUUGGUGUCACAUUUUGGCGUAUUGCAGAUCAUUUGGAUAGUGCUCAAUGAUACAAUAUAGGCCUGUGGAUGUUGACUCUAAAAUAUAUUUUGUCAAGUUUUUCUAACCUCAUGAACUUGAAUGUACUAAUUUCUUUUUUCUUCACAGCAAUUCAUGUUGGCGAACAAACUAGAGACAGCAAUGUGGCUCUCACGGCUCUUCACCAUCUAUUGCUCAAUAAUGUUCAUUCUACCACUCUUAGGGUAAGGGUCAAUGCUCAGAUUUUUCACUUUGUCUAUAUCAGGGCUCUCCAACCCUGUUCCUGGAGAGCUACAGUCCUGCAGGUGUUCAGUCCAAACCCAGUUGUAACGAGCCCCGUGUAGCUCAGUCGGUAGAGCAUAGCGCUUGCAACGCCAGGGUUGUGGGUUCGAUUCCCACAGGGGGGCCAGUAUGAAAAUGUAUGCACUCACUAACUGUAAGUCACUCUGGAUAAGAGCGUCUGCUAAAUGACUAAAAUGUAAUGAACCCUGACUCAGCUUAUCAACCAGCUAAUUAUGAGAUUCAGGUGAGCUAGAUUAGGGUUGAAGCGAAAACCUACAGGAUGGUAGCUCUCCAGGACCAGGGUUGGAGAGCCCUGAUCUACAUUAGCUAUUUACGAAAGCAAUAUGCUAAUAUGCUACUGCAGUUUGGGUUUUACAUUAUUGUUAAUGUUUACUCAGUUCCAGCACCAGGGAUAAUAUUUUUCUGGAUGUGCAUAUAGCAACAAUACCUGACACAGACAACCAAUGCAGAACUGCGAAAUUAACAAUAUUUUAGUGAUGGCAUUAUCAAAUUAAUGUCUUGAAUGUUCACCUGAUGCCACCACAUAUUCACUUUCAUAGCAUAUUGUGGUCCAAAUUGUUACACCAUUUCGAUAUACUCCAAAAUGUAAUUAACCAGUCUGAGUUCCCCUCAGAGUAAUGCAUUUAUUUACAUUUUCCAGACCCCAGGCGGCUGCCAAUUUCUACCAGCGUGCGCUGCUGGCCAACGCCCUCACCAGUGCACUGCGACUACACCAGCGGCUCCCCCACUUCCAGCUCAGCAGAGCCUUCCUAGCCCAGGCACUCCAAGAGGACAGCUGUCACUACCUGCUGUACUCCCUCAUCCUGGUCAACUCUAACCCCAUCACAAGUAUCCUCUCAACCAUACAUAAAGGCUAUCACCAUAGCCUGGUCCCAGAUCUGUUUGUGUUGUAUAGCCAAAUCCUAGGGUCGUUGUCAUGUCAGGCUAAUAUCACCAUGCCUUGGUUGUUCUGUCAUAAGGGUGUCUGAUAAAGCUAAAGCUUGGUAUAUCACCACCAAACUGGUUUGGGGAGAAUGCUAAUUGUAAUGCAGGAAGGUUUUUGUAAUGGUUGGGGUCAUGGUUUCAGUUAUGCAAACCUACAAAAAACCUAUUUACCUAUUAACAAGAAGGCAUUGCUUGAAAACACUUUGAAGCUGCCCUUCAAUGUUUGUUUUGUGUUGUCCAUCUUUACUGCUGUUUUGCCCCUUAACCGCUGUCUACAGUGAGCAUAUUCCCAGUCUUCCUCUUCUCGUUGCUUCAUGCAACCACCUACACAAAGAAGGUUCUGGAUGUAAGUAUUCUCUUUUGAUUCCAAAACAUUUAAACGUUAGUGAAGCCAUCAAAAGCCAGUUGGGUAAAGCAUAGCCAGCACUCGAAAAAGGGUAUUUUGUGAUUUGGAUGGUCAUUGUCACCAUCCAAAUCAUAAAAUACCCUUUUAUGAGUGUUGGCUAGGUAAAAUACAGUAAUUUUGCUAAUUUAUGCUCAUUCAUAAGGUGCUCUUUCAUUAUUUGGUCAUCCUGAUGUGUAUAAUUCCCCUUGUAGGCAAUGGGCCCUAAUAGCCUGCCCUUUGUGAGGAACUUCCUCAACAAGCUCACAGCCAACCAGCAGAACAUCCUGAAGUUCAUCGCCUGCAACGAGAUCUUCCUCAUGCCAGCCACUGUAUUCAUGCUAUUCAGGUAUGUCUAUUUCUGUGCACAUUUUAAUGGUACCUUUAGACUGAAGUCUGAUAAGGGUUUUUCCUUUUAGAUUCUCUUACAAUACCAGUAUGCACUGAGAUGAGAAUUCAUAGUUUGUCCCCCCCACCCCCCACCCAGUCACUUGAUUUACUCUUGGUUUUUGUUGUUUACAGUGGCCAGGGAAGCUUGCUGCAGCCUUUCAUUUACUACAGGUUUCUAACUCUCCGCUACACCUCAAGGAGAAACCCAUAUUGCCGGUAAGUAGCCUCAAUUGACUUCUGUAGGUGUAGUAAUUUCAAUAUGUUGGAUCAUUGUACAAUAGCAAAUAUGGCUAAUUGCAUUUCUCAAACCAUAAUUUCCACCCCUCCCAGCACCCUGUUCUCAGAGCUUCGGAUUCUGCUGGAGCAUUUCAUCAUGAAGCCCGCCUGCCCGGCCUUCUUCAGAAAGAUGUGCCUCAACAGUAUCGCCUUUAUGAGUCGCCUGGCCCCCACUGCAGUGUGACCUCACUUUCUGUCCCCCCACAACCAUAGUUUGUACUGCAAGGGGUGUGGCGGCAUGUCAACUUGAGGGACUGACGAGCAACAACUUUGAGAGAGAAAAAAAUACUUUUUAAUGUUACAUGUCAGGUCUGUGUUCCUGCUGCUCUGUUCAUAUGCUAGAGCGGAGGCUGAGGCUCUGCCUGCGAUGCACUGAAAAUCCCCCGAUUUUGUUUUUGAAAUGGCUUUAUGGAGCAGCUGGACACUCACUCCCCCUCCUCCACCCCCUUUUCUCUCUCUUUGGGAAGAACACCAGCUGACUAUCUGUGUUCUACUUCUAAGGAUUGACCUUAUGAUGGUAAUUGUCUUUGGUCUGUCCUGUAUGAUUUAUUUAUUCAUGACAAAAUACUUGUUCUUCUCUUGCAAAAAAAGAUUAACUUCUGAGAUUAGAUAUUUAAUUUAAAUUGUACUAUACAUAGUUGCAAUCUUUCUUUUUUUAUUAAUCAUAUUGUGCUUUUUAAAGGCGAGAUGAGAUGUCAGUUGCUCUGGGAUUUCUACAUCCACCAAUUCCAUUUUAUACAUUUUCUUACGCUGAAAGCAUCUGUUAUGAUUGUCUUAACACAUUUUUACUCUUUGAAAUUGAAAUGUGAUCUAUGCCAUGUAACUCACUACAUGGUGUUACAUGGCACUGAAAUGAGAAAGUGGAAUAUCUGCUGUACUUUUGAAGACUUUAAUGGUACAAAGACAUGCAGUCAAAGGAUUUAUGCUAAAAAUGAAUCAGUUUCACUCUACCAGCAGUUCCUCAGUCUGUGCACAAAGCACAUGGUAUUCAGUAAAUGGGAAGGAGUAGGCUGGCUUCAAAUGCAAGUGUAUAGUUGCAUUUUGGAUAGGUUUUCUAAUUUAAAAUGUCUUCAAUUCAACUGAUUUGUGGCUAAUACCCCUCGUUUUCCGGUUCACUGCAUGCCCACAUUGCCAUGUUAAAUGUAUUUAUUAUUUACUUGUAGAGAAACCAUGUUUGUGUAGAUCUGGAAUAUAUUUAUCCAUUAUCUUAAAUCAAUAAAAUAAGAAAAAUUACCUUGUUGAAUGACAACCUCCAUAUUCACUAAUAUAAACAUGAUUUGUAUCAA
This is a messenger RNA of Coregonus sp. 'balchen', 4364 nucleotides long. NCBI's taxonomy places the organism in Eukaryota, Metazoa, Chordata, Actinopteri, Salmoniformes, Salmonidae. The record is from the annotation of a GenBank genome assembly.